Molecule: messenger RNA, 546 nt
Organism: Rhizopus microsporus ATCC 52813
Lineage: Eukaryota; Fungi; Mucoromycota; Mucoromycetes; Mucorales; Rhizopodaceae
Exons: 4
Coding region: 1-546 (181 amino acids)
Source: RefSeq, a predicted model, not a curated record
AUGACAAUCGCGAAAAUUUAUGUGCCUACACUUGUCACAAAUGCAAAGAAACUGUAUUCACACGAAAGCAAAUUAGCCGAUCGUGUCGUGUAUGGGUGUCCUUGCUGUCUCUCUGUUUCUGAUGCCUUGGGUGUCCUUGAUGGGCACUCUAAGGUCCAUCUUCGAAAGCAUAGCCCUUCAUCUGCCAGUUUCUCUUUGUAUGCCUCACUUGAUCAAGAUAGCGCAUCUCUCCUACUAUCAUCAACACUAGAAAGUUCGACAACUGAUGUUGAAUUGUUGCAGGAAACCGUUAUUGUUGUCACAGGUCUCCACGCUCAAACAGAAGCCCUCGUCGACACAAACCACUUGCCUGUUCGCUCAUACUUGUAUCGCUUCUCCUGGAUGGUAGGGGUUGUAGACUUGAUGGACAAGUUCAAGGAAUUUUGGGGCGCCUCGAUCGCUCUCAACAAAAUCAGCAACAUCAACGAUGACCGCAUUCUCUCCUUGUACAAGAUCUUUGUGUUUUCCCCCGAGUUUGACAAGCGCAUCACAAGAUACUCUGGCUGA